Messenger RNA from Rhodofomes roseus, 1935 nucleotides. RefSeq lists its product as uncharacterized. The record is from RefSeq and is a predicted model, not a curated record. Bases 310 to 1725 code for a protein of 471 amino acids. The transcript has 2 exons. NCBI's taxonomy places the organism in Eukaryota, Fungi, Basidiomycota, Agaricomycetes, Polyporales, Fomitopsidaceae.
CUAAUGUAGUGCACAUAGCGCAUAGCACGAAAAAUCAAUGCAUCCUUGUAUCUCUGAUCGACCUCUGGUGCUGAGAGUCGGUUUGUGCAUCGCUUUCGCGUCUGGUGUUUCGAUGCCCCGACGAUGGACGCGGUCGCUGGCAAGCACUUCGGCGCGCGCCCUUGAACUCGAAGAUGGGCUGACGCGCACACGUGAUCGCGUAAGCGCAGCGCUUCGCGUUACUCGCAACGGUCCAAGUUCGCUUCUGCCAGCGACGCCCAUCUCACUGGCUCGGAGACCUCAGUCACAGACGGCACUCUAGUUCCUGUCAUGGCAGUUGCUCUUGGCCCGUUGGCCAACAUCCCGCUCGACGUUGUCCGGGAGGUUUUCACGCAUGGCAUCAUCUACGGGAUGACCGUAGACGAUAAGGAGGACCGCGCAGAGCUUCGCACAAACAUCUCCAUGGUCUGUCGCCAAUGGAGGGAGAUAGCGUUGACCACCCCGCUUCUCUGGUCGCUCGUUUACAUCUCGCUGGCCAGACCUCCUUCCCACGAGUCAUUGGAGUUGGCUUUGGCGCGGUCCGGGACGCAAAAUUUGGACAUCACCAUCCGCUCUGAAGGCUGUGACGCCGACGAAGAGUCUGGCUUAGCUACCAAAGCCAUGAAGCUGCUGACUCCGCACAUCCGGCGGUGGAAGCUGAUCCAUAUCACUCUCGACGACCUAGUGAACGUCAAGGAGGUCGUGUCCUCUCACUUCAGAGGGACGGCAGACGCACUAGACGAGAUCUUCCUGUGCAGCGAGCCGGAGAGCACCAGCGACCCUUACGCCGAGGUCGUUCUGCAUCCGACAUUCGUCGCACCCAAACUCCGCGUGUUCGUGCUUUACGACAUAGCGCUCAUGAAGGGCUCCGCGAGGCUGCCGAAACACUUCCCUGCGUUGGACGAGCUUUCACUCGUACGCUCCAGCUUCUCCGAGGCCCCAGGUGCCAACUGGCCCAAGCUCAUGGGAAUCCUCAAGAAUUUCAAAAACCUGCGCUCCUUUAAUUAUGGCCUUGAUUCAGAGGACGCCGACGACGACGAUGAUGAUGACGGCGACGGUGAUGACGAAGAUGAUGAAGGGGAUGAUGAGGCCAACAUCGACGUUAGCUCCUUGCCCUCCCUGCCAGCUCUCGAAGAGCUUAUCGUCCAUUACAUGAACCUGCGCGGUAUAAACAAGCUGCUCGGUGCCUUCACCGCUCCCCGGCUUUCAAAACUCGAGAUCGCCUCGUACCAGUCUGCCGACGACGAAGAGGAGCGCCUUCCGAAAACCAAAGCGCUCCUAGGACGCUUCCCGUCCUUGGGCACCCUCAGAUUUGACGACUCGGCCGAGGCCUUUGACAUCGAAAACGUCCAAUAUCUGGCCGACGGUCUCGAGCGUCUCGAGGUGGCAAACGUCGACCUCGAGCCUCUGCUUCAGAUGUUCACGAAGCGGGUGGCGCGAUCCAAGCGCCCCAUUCCAAGGUUGAAGAGCCUGGAACUGCACUCGGAAAAGGUCGUCCCGGUAUCUGCGCUGCGAAAGCUGGUGGAGGCAUGUGCUACUGCCGGCCAUGCUAUCGAGAGCGCUGCCGUCCAUACCACGGCGGAAUGUCCCAAGGAUGACCUUAGCUGGUUCGAGGGCAACCUACAAAACUUCAACUGGACGUCAGUGUCCGACACAUACGCGGCUGUCUGGGGCUCUGUGACGUUACUAUACGGCCCAAAAGCUUGAUAGCGUGUCGUCCACGACAAUCAUCAUUUAUGUCCUGACAUUCAUGAGCUCCACCGCUCUGUCUUUAUGUUUGUGGAUCACCGUCUGUCUCACUCGCCACCGGGUCACUAUGGUAGUGUUACAUACUACGGUGUACAGGUGCUGCUUUUGUCUGUUGUAUACUGCUCUAUACAACUUCCAAGUAAUCAAAUCGAUCAGUGUACUAUGUCA